This is a messenger RNA of Esox lucius (northern pike), 3456 nucleotides long. RefSeq names its product WD repeat-containing protein 20. The transcript has 4 exons. Bases 1436 to 3415 code for a protein of 659 amino acids. The record is from RefSeq and is a predicted model, not a curated record. NCBI's taxonomy places the organism in Eukaryota, Metazoa, Chordata, Actinopteri, Esociformes, Esocidae. Gene Ontology annotation, molecular function: protein binding.
CGAAACCCACACACUGAAAUUAAAAUGGUCCUAGGGGAUCUUGGGGGUAAAACUCUGGGGAAACCCAUAAAAGUUCCCCCUUUACUAUACUACCCUUUCAAAAGAAUGUUUUUUCUAACAUAAACAGAAAUUGAUUGAUCUGUGUAGAAAUGUUUCAAUGAGGAAAUAACAGAGGGAUUUCUACCAUUGUUCGUUAGUGUACUUAAGGAGAUUACCACCACUUCAAGUGACUUGGUUGAAAGACAGGGAGGGUGCAGUUUUUCCAUUUGAUAACAGAAGCUGGUCACAUUUCUACAAAUUCUACUUCAAAUGACUUGGCCUGAUGCUGCAUUUAUUUUUUUCUCGCAAAUUUGGCCUUUAAACUCUUACUAGAGUAUGUACUAAUGUUUGUCCUGUGUGAAGGCCUUUCUAUGUGUGCAGAUUUUGAUGACAACCUCUAGGGAGUUGUUGUUUCAGCCUACACAGCAGAUAUAUAUAUAUACAAUAUUUCUUAAACGCUGACAAUAUGGAUUCCAAAUGCAAAAAAGUAACACUCAGGACCAGUUCAGGUCUACACUGUAGGUCAGCAUUGAAGAAUGAUUAUAAAUGUAUCAAAUGGCAGUGCACGCUUGAAGUCUUCAGUAGUUGUGUUAUUUCUGAUCCAACUCCUACUUAAUGAAAAGAGAUGUUGACCAGGAAAGCGAACUGCACAGGUAAUAAACACAAAACACGGUGGAUUUAAUUAAGAAAAGAAAAAGGGACAAGGGUUUAUUUUUAAAUGACAUGUUUACGAGUACAUCGACUAAUACUAGUAAGUUUAAACAACAAGAAAAUAUGAAAUGUCACAAUUGUAGAUGGCUGCAAACUGAUGUGGUUUUAUAUUAAACUGCAGCUGAAUGAGAUUGCCAGUCCAUGAGGAGUAGCCAGAGCCAUCUACACCGUCAAUAGCUAGCAGCGCCUUCACAAACUAGAACGCGUUCCCUAGCUAAGGUAUUGCAUGUAUCAACCAAUGGUUGCUUGCAACGUCAUUAACCACGUCAUCGACUGACUGAUUGCAAUAACAUGAUGAGGGAAAUUGAUACUUCAAAUACCCAUCCAGGAGUUGUAAGAUUUGCCACCAGUCAGCCCUCUGAGCAAACGAACGCGCCUCACGGCUGGUCUAUAGUCCGUUCGUUGACAGACGUGAACUUGCAGCACGGUUCAAACACUAAAGGGGCAUGGAACCCGCGUUGAUGAUGGAUGACCGAUACCGCUAGGCUACAUAAUCAUGGCACUUGAAGAAGAUCAGUCAGUAUUUUCGCUCGAUAUUCUUAGAAAAAUUGCUUAAAUAACCAUUAAUGUAUUAGACCUAUUACAGGCUAACUAAUUAUGCACGUCGCUCCCAUUUUCAUUCUAGUUUCGAGUAUUAUUUCCAGGUCAAAAUCUCAGUUUCCUGUGCGGCUUGUUUGUACUAAAAAUGGCCGGUGAUGGAGGCGCUCUGAAGGAUAUAAAUGAGAUUAAAUCCCAGUUCAGGACUAGAGAGGGUUUUUACAAGCUGCUCACCCUCUCGGAUUCACAACAACGAGGCGGACUACCUCGGGGUCCGUCCACAGGUAACACGGUGGGCCCCGGGGGUGGACCGGGUUCGAUACCCGGUGGUGGUGUAGGUCUGGUGCAAGGGCCUGGAGCUGCCUCCAAUGCCGCAGCAAACUCCUCUCCGGCGGGCUUCCUCCCUCCUGUCAGGGUCUCCAUGGUGAAGCUUCAGCCAGAGGACCCGAGCGAAGAAUCAGAGAGAGUGUGUUUUAACAUCGGAAGAGAGCUUUAUUUCUACACCUACACAAAUAUCAAGAAGGCUGUGGACCUCAGUAAACCCAUAGACAAGCGUAUCUACAAGGGCACCCAGCCCACUUGUCAUGACUUCAACCAGUACUCUGCCACAGCUGACAGUGUGGCCCUCAUUGUGGGCUUCUCCGCAGGCCAGGUUCAAUACCUGGACCCCAUAAAGAAGGAGACAAGCAAGCUCUUUAAUGAGGAGAGAUUGAUAGACAAGUCCAAGGUGACCUGUCUGAAAUGGCUGCCCAAGUCAGAGAACCUGUUCCUGGCCUCCCAUGCCAGCGGGCACCUCUACCUCUACAACGUGGAUCACCCAUGCGGCACUGCCGCCCCACAGUACUCCCUGCUGCGCCAAGGCGAGGGCUUCGCCGUGUACGCCUGCAAGACCAAAACGCCCCGCAAUCCGCUGCUGCGCUGGGCCGUGGGCGACGGCGGCCUCAACGAGUUUGCCUUCUCACCGGACGGCGUGCACGUGGCGUGCGUGGGCCAGGACGGCUGCCUGCGCGUCUUCCACUUUGACUCCAUGGAGCUGCAGGGCGUGAUGAAGAGCUACUUCGGCGGCCUGCUCUGCGUCUCCUGGAGCCCAGACGGGAAGUACCUGGCCACGGGCGGCGAGGACGACCUCGUGACGGUGUGGUCGUUCGCGGAGAGCCGAGUGGUGGCCCGGGGACACGGCCACAAGUCCUGGGUGAACGUGGUGGCCUUCGACCCCUUCACCACCAGCCUGGAGGACGAGGAGCCCAUGGAGUUGAGUGGCAGUGAGGAGGACUUGCAGCAGGGGGCGCUGCACUUUGGCCGCGUGCGCACGAGCAGCACACUGUCCCGCCUCUCCCGUCACAGCUCCAAGGGCGGCUCGCCCUCCGUCACCUACCGCUUCGGCUCGGUGGGCCAGGACACCCAGUUCUGCCUGUGGGACCUGACGGACGACGUGCUGUACCCGCGGCUGCCCCUUUCCCGUGCCCUCACCAACACCUUCGGCCCCGCCAUUCCCGCCUCCAUCAGCGGCGCCAUCAACAACACUUCCGGGGGCAGUGGUGGGGUGGUAGGUGGGGUGGAGGGCCAUCACCACCCCACCACUAGCCCCCACCAGCCCCCUGCCAUGCCCCUGCCCCUCCCUCGCUCCCUGUCGCGGUCCAACUCCCUCCCCCACCCGGCCGUGGCCAACGUCUCCAAGGGCCAGGGUGCGGCGGAGGGAGGUGGGGGGAGCGGAGGGGGCAACUCCACCCCGUUCAGUAUCGGCCGCUUCGCCACCCUCUCCCUGCAGGAGCGGAAGUCGGACAAGUCCGGGGGCGCCGGGGGCGGCGGGGAGAAGGAGCACAAGCGCUACCACAGCCUGGGCAACAUCAGCAAGAGCAACGACAAGAUCAACGUGGCGCCGCGCAGCAGCCGCCUGGACGCCGCCAAAGUGCUGGGCACCACGCUGUGCCCGCGCAUGAACGAGGUGCCCCUCCUGGAGCCGCUGGUGUGUAAGAAAAUCGCCCACGAGCGGCUGACCGUGCUGGUGUUCAUGGACGACUGCAUCAUCACCGCCUGCCAGGAGGGCCUGAUCUGCACCUGGGCCCGGCCGGGAAAAGCGAACUUGACAGCACAGAACGGGAAUUCUCCCAGUGGCACAGUGGUAUAGCUGGACGUGGAACUUUGCGCACCCCCCCCCCCCCCCCCCCC